AGGUUUUUUAUCCUACAGUGUCAGUAUGUUAGAGUAUUAAUUUGAAUAAAUGCGUGUGUGGCUCUGCAUCUGGAAACUCCUAAUGCUUUUUAAUCCUUUUCUGUUAUCCUGCAAAGCUCGUUCUGCCAGCACUCUAUCAACUGUGUUUCACUAGUGUUGAAACAGAACAUGAGCAUCUGACAAUAUCCUCCUCAUAUAAAGGGUUGGCUGCACGCUCAAGGAAGAAUGGCCUUGUUUCACUAAGAUUGUCCCACCUGGCCUGUGGAUCUCUGCAGCUCCUCCAGAGUUACCAGGAGCUCCUCUGCUGUUCUCAUUUGGGUACAUAGACCAGUCUUUUCAGGGGGAAGCAAUACAGGAAUAAACUUUCUAUCGUUUACUGAACAUGACCUGGGACCCAGACAAGAUUCCAGUGCUGACACACAUAAACCAAUUACACUGUCUUAUCUGACUCUUCCUUCAUCUUAACCCCCUAUCCAUGUCAAACUCUUCAGAAACAAUGACCUGAGCAACAGAGAUCUGAUUUGUUCUGACAUGAAGACAGAGCUUGACCAGCUUCCUAACCCAGCCCUGAUGGAUGCAUUUACCUUCCGUAAGCGACUAUUAAUGCGCUCCUGCAGUCUUGGAGAAACAACAACUCAGACCUCUGCUUUCCAUACAUCAACGGAGUCUAUAGAGCAGUCCAAAGAAAGAAAAGGAUUGCCUCGAGAAAGGCGCAUAACCAUUGCUUCGUAUGAGACUCAUUCUGUGGAUCAGAAUGGAAACAUCGCUGAGAAGGAUUUACACAAGCAAGAGGCCAAAUCCCUCAGUGAGCUGAGCACAGAAGAAGUCUGCCAGUGGUUUACCAGUGUUGGGCUGCAAAAAUGUCUCCCUUUAAUCAGAGAGGCUAAACUGUGCGGAUCUGACAUAGCCUCUGUGGAUGCCAACACUCUGGACAUCCUCCAUAUCAGCUCACUGGAGGACAGGGAGCGAUUGCUGUCGGCUAUUUAUAAUGAGCUCCACCCUCCCAGCACCAUCACCCAGACACUUGAAUCUUUGCUUGAGUCUUUAGGGCCAAAUAAUGUAGAGUCCUUCACCGCAUCCAUGGCAUCCAUGAGAAGGUCCACGUCCUCUACCCAUGUAAGCUGCUUGAAUAUGAAUCGCCGCUCUCUUAAGUUCAGGAACAGUAGCCAAAACCUCAUGGCAGCAAGGAGUUCUCAGAUGAUAGAGAUCACAAUUAACGCAUCAGAACGGAUACUUCAUCUCAGAACUCCAAAGGAAACAACAGUGGGAAAAAUCCUGGACUCAUGUAUGAAAAUGCUUGGACUGACUGAUGAUAAGACCCUGUUCACACUAAAAGAGAUGCAAGAUUCCCUGGUGGAGCUCUCCCAAGAUCAGCAGAUAGGAGCCUUACUGACACCAUCAGAGAACAAACAGCUGGAUCUGCAUCUGUGUAAAACGGACAAACAAAUGAUUUCUGCAUCGCAACCUAGUCCAGAUAUGAACAGUGAAAAAGGCAACAUCAACAAAAAUUCCCAUAGGCCCCAGCCAGGUAAAGAAGAGAGGAUCAGAGAGCUAAACCAACAGGUGGACUCGCUGCAGAAUGUCAUCCUUCAGGUCCAAGAGCUUCACCACGACCUGGUAGCAUUUUGCUCAGAGAUAAAGAACAUGGAGCCAGAUGUGAAUGUGGACAGGCUGGGUUCUGCUGAGCUGAAACAGAGGCUGGAGACUGUAAACAGCCAACUGGAGGAGAAGAGGCAGAGGCUGCAGAUCCUCAGAGACAACCUUAACAACUCAGCCGCUCAUAAAAACAAACAGCUGGAGGUCCGUCUGCUGGAAAAGAUGAAGCUGAACUGCCAAGUGUUUAAGGAGGAAAUUACCAUUGUGCAUCUUAAUCGACAUGCUGCUCAUCUUCUAAAUGCCUGGCAAGGAAGCUGCUUUAAGGAGAAAGCUCAUAGACAGACUUCAGCCUUUGGCAGCUUGAGCCAACUUGUGACACCUCAUUCUCCAGCCAUGUUGAUAGUCGUGCAGGAGAAGCAGCUUCCUGAUGGGCGUUAUGGCUUUACAUGUUGCUACAGAGAUGGCAGUGGGCUUGUAGUGGUCAAGGUGGACAACUCUCACCUCUGUGUGGAGGACAGACUGGUGGAGGUGAAUGGGGUGCCGGUGAUCAGCAGCACCCUCGAGGAACUGAAUGAUCUGCUGCUUGUCGGACCGUGCAUUCAGAUUGUUGUUCUUCGCCAGCUUCCACUUACUCUGAUCUCGACUUGUUUCAAGCAGCCUGCGGUUCGUCCAGAUCCUGUCCAAAUACUUUGCCCUCAAAGGAAUGGAGUAACUACAGAAACCCCUCCACAGAGAAAGGUGAUGGCCAUCUAACAAAAGAUUAAAAAAGGGAAGAUGGACGCAACAGGUGGGACUUACAGGGCAAUGCAAAAGUAGUCAUAGCCCUUGAACCUUUCUACUUUUGUCACAUUAAAACCAUCUAAUAGUGCAUAAUUAUGAAGUGGAAGAAAAAUAAUAAAUGGUUUUCUAAAUAUUUUACGGUCAAAGAUCUGAAAAGUGUGGCAUGUAUUUGUAUUCUCCCCUCUUUACUCUGAUAUGCUAAAACAAAAUCCAGUGCAACCAAUUGCCUUUAGUCGCCUAAUUUGUUAACCUGCAUAUAAGUUAACCUCAACAUAAAUGCAGCUGUUCUGUUAAGGGCUCAGAGUAGCUGUAUUAGUGAACAAAUAGCAUCAUAAAGACCAAGUUGGUGGUAAAGUUGUAAAGAAAUUUAAAUCAGGAUUAGGUAAUGAAAAUAUUCCAAGUUUGAACAUCUCACUGAGCCCUGUUCAGUCCAUAAUCUGAAAAUGUAUAGAGUAUAGAGUAUAAAUGUAUAGAGUAUUAGGUGGACAACCAUAUGUGAAGUGCACAUAUGGUUGUCCACCUAAACUAACAGGUCUGGCAAUAAAAAUAUUAAUCAGAGAAGCAACCAGGAGGCAAAUAAUAACUCUAGCGAGGCAGCAGAGACCAGAGCUCAGGUGCAAUAAACAGUAGACUGGACAAAUAUUUGUCAUGCUUGUCACACAUUUGGGCUUUCCUGUAAGAGUGGCUGGAGAAAGAAAGCCAUUGUUGGGUGAAAUCCAUAAGAAACGUGUUUGCAGUUUACCACUUGCCAAGUGGGAGACAGGCAACGUGGAAAACGUUGCUCUGGUCAGAUGAGACAGAAACUAACUCUUUUGGUCACUCUGCUUAACACUGUGUGUGAUGUAAAGCUAACACUUCAUAUCACCUUGAACCCACCAUUCCCAUAGUGAAACACAGAGGUGGGAGAUUUAUGCUCUGGGUAUGCCCAUUUUAGCAGUACUGUUGGGAAAAUGGAUGGAGUUAAAUACAAGGGAAUCCGAGAGGAGACUAAACAUAGACAGAGCUACAAUUGAAUGGGAACACAUAUCCAUGUGUUAGAAUGGUCCAGUCAAAGCCCAGACCUAAAUCCAACUGUAAACCUGUGGCAAGAUUGCGAAUUCAUGUUCACAGACACUUCCCAUCUAAUCCGACUGAGCUUGUGCUAUUUCGCAAAGAAGAAAUCUCAGUCUGUAUGUGCAAAACUGGUGGAGACUCACCCCAAAAGACUUGCAGCAAAGUAUUAACUAACACAAUGUAUUGACUCAGGGGCAGUAAAUUAACUUCUUAGAUUUUUAUUCCUGAAAAGAACGUGUAUUUAAAAACAUCCAUCAUUUUACUUCCACCUCACAGUUAUGCACUACUUGGUGUUCGUUGAUCACCUAAAAGCCAAGUGAUCGUUUCUGUAUUUAAUUUUCUCCAUUUGUGAAACAAUUGCUUUUGGAUUAAGAAAAGCAUAAUAGUAACUUGUAUAAUGUUUGUUUCUUAGCAAUCUUGUGUUUUUCAAUGUAUGUAGAAAGGAAUGUCUAUCAAUAAGUAAUAAUAAAAAGGUGACAUUUGCUUGGAA
Messenger RNA from Girardinichthys multiradiatus, 3919 nucleotides. RefSeq lists its product as uncharacterized. Bases 532 to 2349 code for a protein of 605 amino acids. NCBI's taxonomy places the organism in Eukaryota, Metazoa, Chordata, Actinopteri, Cyprinodontiformes, Goodeidae. The record is from RefSeq and is a predicted model, not a curated record. Gene Ontology annotation, molecular function: protein binding. The transcript has 18 exons.